GCGAGAGAUUGUGAGAGAGCGACGGAGCUGAGUGGGACCGAGUGAAAACAGUUUUGUUCUUUCAGUGUUUGUGUGGAGUAAUUGUAUGUAGACCGAACAGUGAGGGAGGGCUUUCAGCCGUCUGUAAAGUUAACAAAGAAACGUCCUCUCCUUAUUUAGCUCUCAUUGUGUGUCUGUAUGAAUGAGUGAGUGUCAAAGAGAGAACAUCAGCCGGAGCAGACCGCGACUGUUGUUUAUGCGUUUGUGAGAGAGGGAGUGGGACGGAAAUAGAGAUAGAGGGAGUGGAGAUAGCGAAGUGUAGAGGUGCUUCUAAUUGUUUUCAUUUUUCUCUAAUGACCACCGUGCCGUGCGGAAGGAACAGAAACACAGAUCGCCUGUCAGUCUCGGCACACACACGCUCCGCGUGAUCCUCUGGACGCACACGUUUGCACCUGUUGAGCGUAUUUAGGCUACUUCACGUCCAGCAGUCCAUGGCCGUCUCCACAGCUGUGUGAAACUGUGCCUGCGUUUGUCAGGGAUCUUCCUUUUUAUCCAGAAGAGAGAUGUCAUCGCUCUAUUCGCGCAGCAAGGACCUUUCCUCUCGCUCCAGAAAGUCCUUGUCGGACUCACCACCCUCCUCUCCGUCCCCCAGCACCAAAACCUUCAGACAAGAACGGGCAUCAAGGUCAGACUCCAGUGGUGUGGAGUCUCCGUCAGACCGACUGUCAUCUCGGACCAGCACCUACACGCGCCGAGAGAACAGACUCGCCUCUUUGAGCAAAACAGACGACGACUCAGCCAGCAAGGACUAUAAGAAGCUGUAUGAGGAUGCACUGACCGAGAAUGAGAAGCUGAAGUCUCGACUGGACGACAGCAAACAGGAGCUCACCAAGAUCCGCUCACAGCUUGACAGAGUCACACAGAGGCAGGACAGAAUAUCAGAGAGGUCCACUGUAUUUGAAUCAGAGAAAAGGGAAAAGGAAGCAUUGGAGAAGAAGGUUUCAGACAUGGAAGAAGAAUUAAAGCAGACGCCCUCAGUGAGGUUUCGCUACCAGUCCUGAGUUCAUCCUCAGCUGGACUGGGUGAAAGAGGGGCAGAUGGUAUUGACAGAACUCAAGUCUGAUAACCAGCGGCUGAAAGAUGAGAAUGGAGCCUUAAUCAGAGUCAUCAGUAAACUUUCCAAAUGAGGACGACCGGGUGAAUAGGGAGGAGAAACACUGAACAGAGAGAGAACAAAUCUGAGAACUUCACAUUGACUUCAACCUGACCAUUGUCAUGCUGGGUAAUGGUCUGUCAUCUCUUACUCUUGGUGCGGCAGCUCCAAGGUUAAAGGGAUAAUUCACCCAACAAUGAAAAUUCUGUCAUCCUUUACUCACCCUCAUGGCGUUUCAUCUUCUGUUGAACAUAAAAGUAGAUGUUUUGAGAAAUGUAUAAAGUGUUGUUUUUGUUAAUACAAUGGAAUUCAGUGGUCACCAAUACUGUUUGGUUAACAACAGUCUUCAAAAUAUCUUCUUUUGUGUUCCAGAGAAGACAGAAAGUAACCACCCUCUUACAAAAUACAGCUAAAACUUGCUCAGCUAGCUAGUAGAGCUGAGGUCAACCAUCUUAAAGGUCUCAAAAUACUCACAAGUUCUUUUUCGUUCUUCGCUUAGGGGAAAAAAGAAGUUUGAAAUACCUUUGGUAUUGGGAUGUUUGCUAACAGUAUACCGCUACAAUCUACCAAUGCUAGUACAAAAUUGUUUACCACCCGGAGCAAACUUUUUCAGAAAGUUCACUUUGGCAAGCCCUUUUUAAACUCCCAAAAUGAACUCCAAACAAACUUCACUUUGGCCUGGUUUUGUUCGCAAUUACAUCAUACCAGUUUGUUCUUCGAUUUUGCUUGAAGUAUACCGAGGCCUUAAUUGACCUGGUUAGAGCUAAUAAUACAUUUUUGCUGGUGGGGACCUGGGUAGCGUUUCCCAAAAGCAUCGUAAGCCUAAGUUGAUCACAGAACCAUGCCACCAAUGGCGCUACGAUCAACUUAGGCUUACGAUGCUUUUGGGAAACGCUACCCUGGUUGGUUAACAAUGUUCCAAAGCACACCUUGAACUAGUUAACUGGUUUCACCACCUCAUACUGGGUUGACCUGGUGUUUGCAGUAGGAUACUCGAAUAACACUGUAGCCACAGUACUGGUUCCUAAGAACUUCUUCAAAAACAUCCAAUGAAUUGAAUGUUUUCUCAGUGGCCUUUCUAAACUCUAAAUGUUUCAAGAUCAGUGUAUGAAAUGUUAAAAUCCAUCCAUCCAGAAUGAAUGACCACACUGGUCCAGGCUGGUUUAAAGGUCUUAAAAAUAAAGGUUCUUUUUUGGCAUCUAUGGCUCCAUGAAGAACCUUUAACAGCCAUGAGACCUUUCCAUUGCAAAAAAGUUAUUUAGAUUAUUCAAGUCGUGCUGAAAUGGACAUAGCAGCAGGUCUUUUCUUUCUUAUUAUGACACAUGUGAGUGUAAUGGGUUAUCAAAAAAGAGGAAAUGUAGGAUUGGUUCUGUGCAUUGGUUGGUGAUUAGAUUUUGAGAUGUGGGCAUUGCACUCAAAAGUGGAGGCAGAUGAGCAUGAGCUUGCAGGGGCGGGAUAUAAGCAGACAAAUUUAUUAUAGAAGUUAGUGUUGUCAAAAAAUAUCGAUAUUUCGAUACUUAUCGAUAUAGAAAUAUCUGAAACAAUUCCAAUUCUCCUUUUCUGCAGUAUUGAUACGCCGACACCAGCUGUGCGUUCUCGAGCCUCUUCUCACUCACUUGUUUUUAUUCGCUCUGGUUGCAUAGUGUUGGUGUUACAGGGCCUGAAUCUUGCCGUGGGGUUGUGGGUGUUUUGCACAAGUUUGACUCCUGUUUCGCACUCACACCAAAACCACGUAUAAGUGGUACGCACAUAAAGUCGCCUGUCAAACAGCUCACGAGUAACAAAUUGAGUUCUUUUUUGUGGCUUAUUGCACUUAAAUGGUCAAAUACACACAAAAUUAUUUAAAAGUGCCUGUCUUGCCGAGUAUUCAGGUAAACAGUCAGUUUUGGAAAGCAAAAAGUUGGAAAAGAAAUCAAGUUGUGUAACAGUAUAUUGGAUCCGUGCAUAAGCUCUUAAAGUGACAGCAGCCUAAUAAACCUGCUGCUGUCUGUCAUGUUAAUCAUAGAACAGAAGACUAAGAGAAAAUCACUCGCUGCUCCUGACUGAAUAACUUUUGUAACUUUAAUAAUAAGCAUUAAUCUGCAUGUAAUUUUUACAAUGAAGACUAUCCAGUGUUAUUUUACAUUUGAUUGCUUUCAUUUCUGUAAUAUUUCUUACCUGAAUACUGUUAGACCCACCUGAAAAAAACAAAUCAAAACAAAACAAAAAAACAUAAAGCUGUUUAUUUCAUUUGUGUCUUUAUUAGAUUGUAUUUAUUUGUGCUAUAGUUUGCAGUUUGUUUACUUGUUAUUAUUACUUGUCUUUUUCAUAAGUUUAGUUCCAUUUCAAAUAAAGCCUCCUUGUGCUUUGUAAACUAUUGCAACAAAAUUACCCAAAUUAUCAAAAGAUUAUGAGAUAAUAAAAUAUCUAUAUGGCAGUAUAUAUGGCAGUUUUCCCAGUGGUAUCGAAAAUGGUAUCGAAUAUCGAUAUUUUUCAAGGUAUCCUAUUGAAAUUUCAGUAUUGUGACAAUACUAGAAGUCCUGCAUACAUCACCAGAGAGAAGUCACUUUCAUUUUCGCCCAGAAAGUCCAGUUAUGACAUUUUGAUUAAACAUUUUGAAGUUAAAAUAUUAAUAAUAAUAAUAAUAAUAAAAUUAAGUAAUCUAUUUGAAAAAUAGUAGAGCGAAUUUACUGCUGAAAAAAAAGGGAAAGUAUAAAAGUAGGGAAAGUUAAAAGUAGAAUUGUUCACUGAAAGGUUCUAUGGGCAAUCGAAAAUGCUUCUUCUGUGGCAUUACUGCAAAAAACCCUAUUUGGAACCUUUUCCAGAUUGGUGUGAGUCCAGCAUAAAUAUACUUUUCACCAGCAAAAUUUAGUUUGUGAGGCUGGUCAACUAGGUUUCUGGUGAAGCUGGUUGACUAGAAAACUCUUGCUGUUGAGAAGUCUUGUGGGAACACCAGCACACCAGUAUCAGCACACCAGUGACACCAACUUUUCUGGCCUUUUCAGCAGGGAAGAGCUGUACAAACUGCCAUACCUUUAAAAGAGUGUUUGAUCAUCAAUCAUAUCUAAUUAUCCUGAAGCAGGCGGCCUAAUAUGAUCUUUAGAAGCUCUGCCAGAACAUUGUCAAAGGAAUGUUCCCACUGAGGAAUGAUGUCACUCUUCUUUAACUAAAUUCAUAUCAAUUCAUCGGUCCUGUUUACUUUUACAAUUGUAGUGUUUAUAUAUGAACUGACGGGCUGAAGAAUGGAUAAAUAGCACCAUUAUUGAAUGUGUUUUAUAUUUAUUUAUGCCUUUUGUGUGUAAUUAAGAGUAUCUAUAUGGAUAAAACAGAAAACAUCACACCUAAUAUGCCUUUUUAAAUGCUUUGUUUAUUUUCACUGUCCACAGUUUUUAACCUGUAAUCUUGAACCAAAGCUCACAGCACUUUGUUUAUGAUUGUGUUUGUUGUUUGCCUGUUAUGAUUAUUAAUAACACACUGUAAAAAACA
Megalobrama amblycephala (Wuchang bream) is the source of this 4597-nucleotide messenger RNA. Its product is annotated as protein phosphatase 1 regulatory subunit 12B-like. The record is from RefSeq and is a predicted model, not a curated record. Lineage: Eukaryota; Metazoa; Chordata; Actinopteri; Cypriniformes; Xenocyprididae. Gene Ontology annotation, cellular component: cytoplasm. The coding region runs from base 543 to 1040 and encodes 165 amino acids. Gene Ontology annotation, molecular function: protein kinase binding; phosphatase regulator activity; enzyme inhibitor activity. The transcript has 8 exons.